AUGGGCAAGGUGCCACCGACGACCUCAUCCAGACUUAUCAGUGCAAUACCCGGUGAACGGGCCAAGGAAGUAGUGGACCGGUGCCCCGAAUAUCAGCAGGACCUCUUCCAGGAACUCCGCGCCGAGGAUGAGUUGGUCGUGAUAGCCCGUGGCCUUGGGCUGAUGCGCAUAGUCACCAACCUGCUUCACUCAUACGAUGCCGCUGGCAACAACCUCAUUGUCGUGGUGGGUGCCGAGGACCGUGAGAAUGGCUGGAUCGGCGAGGCCCUGGCCGAGCAUGCCGCCGUGAGUGCUUCUCCCCGGGCCAGGGGCUUGACCGUGGUCAACACCGACUUCCAGAGCGUCGGUGCGAGGGAGAAGAUGUACGGUGGGGGGGGGAUAUUUAGCAUCACGUCCCGUAUCCUCGUCGUCGACCUGCUUACGGGUCUCCUGGAUCCAGAGUCCAUCACGGGCCUCGUCGUCCUCCAUGCGGACCGUGUCGUCGCCACGUCUCUCGAGGCCUUCAUACUGCGAGUGUACCGGCAAAAGAACAAGGCUGGUUUCCUAAAGGCCUUCUCCGACAACCCUGACCCCUUCGCCGUAGGCUUCUCCCCGCUCGCCGGCAUGCUGCGAAACCUGUUCCUGAAGAAGGCGUCCUUCUGGCCCCGAUUCCAGGUCACCGUGGCCAAGUCCCUGGAGGGCAAGAAGAAGGCCGAGGUUAUAGAGCUGGAGAUACCUAUGACGGACUCGAUGAAGGAGAUUCAGAACGCCAUCAUGGAGUGCGUCGAGGUCAGCAUCCACGAGCUGAAGAAGGGCAACUCGGGACUCGACAUGGAGGACUGGAACCUGGAUAGCGCUCUCCUCAAGAACUUCGACACCAUGGUCAGACGCCAGCUCGAUCCCAACUGGCACCGUGUCAGCUGGAAGACUCGUCAGAUUGUCGGCGACCUGACUGUGCUCAGGGCCAUGCUCAACCACAUCCUCGAGUACGAUGCCGUCUCGUUCCUUCAGCACAUGGACACGAUACAUGCCGCCCACUCGCCAGCUCCCGGCUCUACGAGACAGACGCAGUCUCCUUGGCUGUUCCUGGAUGCUACACAGACUAUCUUCGACACGGCCCGGAGGAGAGUAUACGCCGCCAAGCCCCGGGCCCUGGGUCCAGAUGAUAGCAUCGAUGUCCUACGCCCUGUUCUCGAGGAGCUCCCCAAGUGGGCCAUCCUAGCCGAGGUACUCGAGGAGAUUGACAGGGAUCUCUACUUUGAUCCGCCGGCACGAGACGACUCAAAUGGCACGAUACUCAUCAUGUGCUCCAACACGGACCUAUGCCGACAGCUACGUGACUACCUCCAGACGAUGCAUGUCAAGCCCAGAAAACGCACCCACAGCGACGGCGGCGAGACCGACGAGGACGAGGAAGGCAAGCCGUCGGCAUCGUUCAUGAUGCGCCGGAGACUACGAAACUACCUGAGAUGGAAGAGGCAGUUCGCCCAGGUCAAUCAGACCCUCUUUUCGGAGAACCAGAGGGCUCUCAACGGAGCCGCAGAUUCACGCACGGGCGCCACGCGCGGCGGUCGGGCACCGGCAAACAAACGACGGCGCAUGCGUGGCGGGGGCGGCGUCGGUGCGGGAACAGCCAUGGGGCGUACGGAUAAUGGCAGCAUCGCACAGUACUUUGAGAAGCCCAGCGAGGUGGCGGACCUGAUGGCCGAGGUGCAGCUCACGGAGGAAGAAGCGCAGCAGCAGCAGCAGCAUCAGCAGCAGCCGGAGGUUGCGGCCGACCCGCUGGACAAUAUGGAUGAGCACUACCAGCUGUUCGAUAUGCAGGACCUGGUGGUAAUCCACGCCUACGACGGCGACCAGGACGAACAUGUCCUGGAGGAGGUGAAGCCGCGCUACAUCAUCAUGUACGAGCCGGAUGCGUCUUUUAUCCGACGAGUCGAGGUGUACCGAUCCUCGCACAACGACCGCAACGUGCGCGUCUACUUCAUGUACUAUGGGGGCUCCGUCGAGGAGCAGCGGUAUCUGUCGUCGGUGCGGCGGGAAAAGGACGCCUUUACCAAGGCCAUCAAGGAGCGGGCGGGCAUGUCGGUCGUGAUGACGGUGGACACGCACGACGCCGAGGACCCGCAGGAGGCGUUCCUCCGGACGGUCAACACCCGCAUCGCCGGCGGAGGACGGCUGGCGGCGACGGCGGAACCGCCCCGGGUGGUGGUGGACGUGCGCGAGUUCCGGUCGUCGCUCCCCUCCCUUCUGCACGGGCGGUCUAUGGUCAUCGUGCCGUGCAUGCUCACGGUGGGCGACUACGUGCUCUCGCCCAACAUUGUGGUGGAGCGCAAGUCCAUCAGCGACCUCGUCUCGUCCUUCAAGGAUGGGCGCCUGUACACGCAGGCCGAGACGAUGUUCCGGCACUACCGCGACGCCAUGCUCCUCAUCGAGUUUGACCAGAACAAGUCCUUCACGCUGGAACCGUUUGCCGACCUGUCGGGCCGUGUGAGCAGCGUGUCCUCGGAUGCCCCCUCCGACCUGCAGUCCAAGAUUGCGCUGCUCACGCUUGCCUUCCCGCGUCUGCGCAUCAUCUGGUCCUCCUCGCCCUACCAGACAGCCGAGAUCUUUGAGUCGCUCAAGGCACACGAACCCGAACCCGACCCGCUAGCGGCGGUGCGCGCAGGGCUGGACAAGGACUCGCAGGUGGAGGAUCAGGCCUUCAACCUCGAGCCGCAGGAGAUGCUACGGGCUGUGCCGGGGGUGACGGCUCAGAACAUCAGGAACAUAACCGCCGCGGCGGAGAACGUGCGCGAGGUGUCGAAUAUGGAAGAGAAGGACCUGGCACCCCUGGUGGGACAGGCAGCUGCCAAGCAGAUCCACGGGUUCUUCAACCGCAACGUCAUGGAGGAGGACUGA
Geosmithia morbida is the source of this 2880-nucleotide messenger RNA. Its product is annotated as DNA excision repair protein ERCC-4. The coding region runs from base 1 to 2880 and encodes 959 amino acids. The transcript is spliced from 3 exons. Gene Ontology annotation, cellular component: nucleotide-excision repair factor 1 complex. Lineage: Eukaryota; Fungi; Ascomycota; Sordariomycetes; Hypocreales; Bionectriaceae. Gene Ontology annotation, biological process: double-strand break repair via single-strand annealing, removal of nonhomologous ends; resolution of meiotic recombination intermediates; double-strand break repair via homologous recombination. The record is from RefSeq and is a predicted model, not a curated record. Gene Ontology annotation, molecular function: single-stranded DNA binding; single-stranded DNA endonuclease activity; damaged DNA binding.